UUCAGGUAGGUGUGUGCGGGGCGGGUACUGAAUGGGUGGGGCCUUGCUCCGGCAGCUCUCUGGCGCUGGCUACCGACCUAGCGGCGCUGAGCAGAUUGUGUCUAUCUGGCCUGCUGCAUGGAUGGAAGGCCUGGCAGUGCGACUGCUGCGCGGCAGCAGACUGCUAAGAAGAAAUUUCCCAACUUGCUUGUCUUCUUGGAAGAUACCUCCUCAUGUCCCAAAAUCUUCCGGGCCAGAACCUCUACUCAAUAUAACAAAUAAUGGAGUGGCCUUUGUUCCACUGCAAACAUUUACAGAUGAGGAAAUGAUGAUAAAGAGUUCGGUUAAUAAAUUUGCUCAAGAACAACUUGCACCUUUGGUUUCAACCAUGGAUGAAAAUUCAAAAAUGGAGAAAUCAGUAAUACAAGGAUUAUUUCAACAAGGGUUGAUGGGUAUUGACGUUGACCCGAAAUAUGGAGGUACAGGAGCUUCAUUUUUUUCCACUGUGCUCGUGAUAGAGGAGUUAGCCAAAGUGGAUGCAUCUGUGGCUGUCCUUUGUGAGAUCCAGAACACACUAAUUAACGCACUGAUUAUAAAAUUUGGAACAGAAGAACAAAAGGCCACCUAUUUGCCUCAGCUCACUACAGAAAAAAUAGGAAGUUUCUGCCUUUCGGAGGCUGGAGCAGGUAGUGACUCAUUUGCUUUGAAGACCAGAGCUGAUAAAAAGGGCAAUUCUUAUGUCCUCAAUGGGUCAAAGUUGUGGAUCAGCAGUGCUGAGUAUGCAGGGCUCUUUCUGGUGAUGGCGAAUGUAGACCCUACCAUUGGACAUAAGGGAAUUACCUGCUUCUUAGUAGAUCGCGAUACUCCAGGCCUUCAUAUAGGAAAACCCGAAAACAAAUUGGGGCUCAGAGCUUCUUCCACCUGUCCAUUAACAUUCGAAAAUGUCACGGUUCCAGAAACCAAUGUCUUGGGACAAAUUGGACAUGGCUAUCAGUAUGCCGCAGGGGGUCUUAAUGAAGGUAGGAUAGGAAUUGCUGCACAGAUGCUGGGACUGGCACAAGGAUGUUUUGACUACACUAUUCCAUAUAUUAAAGAAAGGAUACAAUUUGGCAAAAGACUAUUUGAUUUUCAGGGCCUCCAACACCAAGUGGCUCACAUGGCCACCCAGCUGGAAGCUGCAAGAUUACUAACAUACAACGCUGCUAGGCUUGUAGAAGCUGGAAGGCCAUUCAUAAAAGAAGCAUCAAUGGCCAAAUACUAUGCAUCAGAGAUUGCAGGACAAGUAACGAGUAAAUGUAUCGAGUGGAUGGGGGGAGUCGGCUACUCCAAAGAUUACCCUGUGGAAAAAUACUUCCGAGAUGCAAAGAUCGGUACGAUAUAUGAAGGAGCUUCCAACAUCCAGUUGAACACCAUUGCAAAGCACAUCAAUGCAGAAUACUGAUGUCCAUGAGAGUGGGAUCCCUCCCCGGUGUCACUACUGUAAAAUUUCAGACUGUUGUUCCUUGUUAGGAGUAUCUGCCUUGUAUGGGAAUAAACUUCCACAGUGUUGAUGGAUUUUAUUGAAGCCCUUAGUCAGGGUUCUGGGGGUUGACCUUUUUGUUUUUUUCUUUUCAGGCUGCUUAACUUAGGCAUGGAGAUCCGCUUUUAAACUUGGGAAAUACACACCUAUAUUUUUUCCAAAACUGUUUUUAAAGUUCUAUACACAUGUAUUUUUCUUAAUUUGAGACAGAGUCUCACUCUGUCACCCAGGUUAGAGCACAGUAGUGCCAUCUCAGCUCACUGCAGCCUCGACUUCCUGGGUUUCAGUGAUCCUUAUGCUUCAUCCUCUCAAGUAGCUGGAACAAGGGUGUACAUCAGCAUGCCUGGCUAAUUUUUGUGUUUUUAGUAGAGAUGGAGUUUCACCAUAUUGCCUAGUCUGGUCUAGAACUCCUGGCUUCAAGGGAUCACCCACCUUGGCCUCCCAAAGUUCUAGGAUUACAGGCAUGAGCCACUGCGCCUGGCCUGAUAUUUAUAUUAUCAUUCUAGUUUCAGAGUAUACAGAAAUUUCAUUCUACCAUUUGGAAAAAUAAAGGGAUCUGAAGUACAACAUUACUUAAGAGAAAUAGUUACUUUAUAUUCCUAUUAAAUCUUAAUCUUGUGGCAUCAGAGAAAUAUUUGUUAUAUAGUAGGAAAUGUUUAUCCAGCACUUUAUAGAUUUAACUCUAAGUUGCAAGUGAGGUCAAAACUGAUAAAAAUUUAUUUUGAAAAAUCUAAAAAUUCUGAUUUUAAAUAUGAGAAUCAAUAGAAAAUAAGGUUAUAAUUUUUUAGGUCAUAUAAUUGAAGAAAAUAUUGUUUUAACAAUAUAAAGCAAUAUGACUUAUUACUAUAAUUAACCUAUGUAAAAGAUACAUUUCAUGAUGGUUUCAGUAGGUCAUUUUAAAAACUAAUCUCUGCAUUAGCUUUCAAGUAUAUGGUUUAAGUAAUUGGUUUAAUAAUCAGAAAAUAUUCAAUACCUUGUUGCAAUAUUUAUUCUGUGCACUAUUUUUCAGUUGACCAUGUCUGUAUUUUAAUUGAAUACUGUUUCUUCAGACAUGGUUAUUGGACUUUAUCCUGAAUAAUAAUUCAGAAAUUGGGCUUUGGUUCAGUGAUUCUCAAGAGAAAGAUCUCUUGCCCAUUAAGAAGUGUAUGAAAAUUUCAUAAGGAAUGAGGAAGAGAAGGGGGCUGUAGAGUUUGAAAAAGCAUAUUCAAUAUUAAAAUAAUUUUAUACUUGGGAAGGCAAAAUUAAUCUAUCGUUUUGUAAUAUAGGUAAUAAACAGGCAAAAUGCAAUAAAAUAUACAGCUGGUUGUAUUA
Sapajus apella (tufted capuchin) is the source of this 2809-nucleotide messenger RNA. It is a transcript of the gene ACADSB, whose product is annotated as acyl-CoA dehydrogenase short/branched chain. The coding region runs from base 32 to 1420 and encodes 462 amino acids. Lineage: Eukaryota; Metazoa; Chordata; Mammalia; Primates; Cebidae. Gene Ontology annotation, molecular function: flavin adenine dinucleotide binding; acyl-CoA dehydrogenase activity. The transcript is spliced from 11 exons. The record is from RefSeq and is a predicted model, not a curated record. Gene Ontology annotation, cellular component: mitochondrion.